AAAGGAAACAGAUUGCCCCAAGGUUGCUGUUUUCAUUUCCUCAUGGGAAGAAGAAGCAUAGCAGAAAAGAAAAGCAGUCGCAAGGCACUGAACCUCUGCCACCAUGGGGAACUGGGCUGUGAAUGAGGGGCUCUCCAUCUUUGUCACUCUGGUAUGGUUGGGGAUAAACAUCUUCCUCUUUGUCUACUACUAUAAGGUUUAUCUAGAGCCUCGAUUCUAUUACACACGAAGACUUCUUGGGGCAGCGCUGCCAUUGGCCAGAGCCCCUGCAGCCUGUCUGAAUUUCAACUGCAUGCUGAUUCUGCUGCCAGUCUGUAGAAAUCUGCUCUCCUUCCUCAGGGGUUCCAGUGCGUGCUGCUCAACAAGAAUUCGAAGACAAUUGGACAGAAACCUUACCUUUCAUAAAAUGGUGGCAUGGAUGAUUGCACUUCACAGUGCAAUUCACACCAUUGCACAUCUAUUUAAUGUGGAGUUCUGUGUGAAUGCCCGAGUCAACAAUUCUGAUCCUUAUUCAGUAGCACUCUCUGAACUUGGAGACCAUGAAAAUGAAAGUUACCUCAAUUUUGCUCGAGACAAAAUCAAGAAUCCUGAAGGAGGCCUGUAUGUGGCUGUGACUCGGUUGGCAGGCAUCACUGGAAUUGUCAUCACGCUGUGUCUCAUAUUAAUUAUCACAUCAUCCACCAAAACCAUCCGGAGGUCUUACUUUGAAGUGUUUUGGUACACACACCAUCUUUUUGUGAUCUUCUUCAUCGGUCUUGCCAUCCAUGGAGCUGAGCGAAUUGUACGUGGGCAGACUGCAGAUAGUUUGAAUCAUCAUGACCCAGAAAACUGUAAAGACAAAAUCGCACAAUGGGGAAAAAUAGAAAAUUGCACAAUCCCACAGUUCUCUGGGAACCCUCCUAUGACUUGGAAAUGGAUAGUGGGUCCCAUGUUCUUGUAUCUCUGUGAGAGGUUGGUACGGUUUUGGCGAUCUCAACAGAAGGUGGUCAUCACAAAGGUAGUCACUCACCCUUUCAAAACCAUUGAGCUACAGAUGAAGAAGAAGGGAUUCAAGAUGGAGGUGGGACAGUACAUUUUUGUCAAGUGCCCCAAGGUGUCCAGGCUGGAGUGGCACCCUUUCACGCUGACCUCUGCCCCUGAGGAAGACUUCUUUAGCAUCCAUAUCCGCAUUGUUGGGGACUGGACAGAGGGACUAUUCAAUGCUUGUGGCUGUGACAAGCAGGAGUUUCAAGAUGCCUGGAAACUACCUAAGAUAGCUGUGGAUGGACCCUUUGGCACAGCCAGUGAAGAUGUGUUCAGUUACGAGGUGGUGAUGUUAGUGGGAGCAGGAAUCGGGGUCACACCUUUCGCAUCUAUUCUUAAGUCAGUCUGGUACAAAUAUUGCAAUAACGCCACCAACCUGAGGCUCAAAAAGAUAUACUUCUACUGGCUGUGCCGGGACACACAUGCCUUUGAGUGGUUUGCAGACUUGCUACAGCUGCUGGAGACCCAGAUGCAGGAGAGGAACAAUGCUGGCUUCCUCAGUUACAACAUCCAUCUCACCGGCUGGGAUGAGUCUCAGGCUGAUCACUUUGCUGUGCACCAUGAUGAGGAGAAAGAUGUGAUCACAGGCCUGAAACAAAAGACCUUGUAUGGACGGCCCAACUGGGAUAAUGAGUUCAAGACAAUUGCAAGUCAACACCCAAAUACCAGAAUAGGAGUUUUCCUCUGUGGACCUGAAUCCUUGGCUGAAACUCUCAGUAAACAGAGCAUCUCCAACUCAGAGUCUGGCCCUCGGGGAGUGCAUUUCAUUUUCAAUAAGGAAAACUUCUAACUGGUCUCUUCCAUGAGGACAUAAAUGUGGGUUAUGCUGCCAUAUACCCAACCAAAUAAUCCUAGUUGAUAAUGUAAGUUCCCCCCUUUUAAAAAAAGGAGAAAAUGAACCUAUAAUGCAGAGGUUUUCCCUGAAAGGAAUCAAAGAUUGUUUGAUAGUGAUAAUUUGCAUUUGUAUGGGGCUUUAUGAUAUUCAGAGUGCUUUUACGGAACAUUUCAUUUUUUCCUCACGGUAAUGCCAGAGAAAGGUAGGGCAAGAUUUCCUGGGCUCUGUUUUUAAGAUAAAAAAUGGGGACUCAAAAUGGUAAAGUAACACCCCUAAGAUUAUGAAGCUGAGACCAGAUCUAGGCCAUGUGACUCCAGGUUUGGUAGUUUUCCCAUGGUGUCAGGCUGCCUGAAAAUCAGUUUGUAUUCUUCCCAGAAGCAAACCAGAGAGUAGCUAUUCAUUUUCCAUUUUGUGUCAUCUUGGUUAUCAUUAUGGUCAUAUUGAAAGGAAUUUGCCAAAUAUUUAGGCGAUAAUAUAUGGUGAGAAUGAGUCAACACUUAGAGUAACAGGACUGACAUCUGAGCAUACUCCAGUUUACCAGUACAGCUUACUAGUUGGGUCACAGAUUCUUCCUACAAAAUAUAUUAGACUAGCUGGAAUUAAUGUAUCACUCAGCAUUUACAGUGAUGCUGGACAGAGAGUGGAUACUCAGUGAAAGUUUGUUGAGUGAAUGAAUGAAUGAAUAAAAAGAUAUUUAGAAACAUACAAUGCCUAAAGAGCUAACUAAUUUAAAGCCUUGAACAGAAUCUACUGAAGUGACUUCUGUUACUUGUAGAGACCAAAGGAAUCUGAUUCUCCAGCCAGGAGAGAAUAGCCUGAGGAUAUUAACCAAUGAGAUGCCCUGCAGCUCCCCUCACAUUUUUAACUGAAGCAGGAGGAAAGGGAGCUGGAGGCAGAGAAUUGGCCUCAUCCCAUAACUCUGGCUGGCUCCUCUGGUUCUGCUUCCUGUGCUAUGGAAGAAAUGCAAACUGGUUUACUGCCUGAAAGGGUCUUCUCCAGCCAGCACUUGUGAAUUGGAAAUUAAGAACUGUGACAAAUAUGUGUCUGAUAUGCCCAUCUGCUUUAAAUAGCAUCCACCCCUUGUUUUGCUUAAAUAUACACACAAAAUGGCUCUUUGUGUGACUAACGGUUAUUGUUAUCAUCAUCGUCAGCAUGAAAUUUACACCCUGGAAACUAAAAUCACCAGCUUACUGUGUAGCUAUUGAAUUCACACCCAAUGGAAUGUUCCAGAUAUCUGUAAGUUCAAGAGAGAGUCUCUAAAUCACUGCUAGUAUGAUCAGAAACAUGUUUUUUUAGAACUGCUUUUAUUUCUGGAAUCUAAAAACAGCUUUAUUGGCUCUACCUUCUGGAGCCACAGAUAUUUAGAACUUUUCAACUUUGGUAAUGAGAAAGAAAGAAAAGAAAGCAGGGGGAAGGGUAGAAAACUGGGUCAAGCAGGCAGGGGAGGGAAGGCAGAAAGAAGAGAAGGAGGGUGAGAAAAACAUCAAAGGCCAAAGGGAAGGAUGGAGGGAUGGGUCCUCAUUGGUUACUUUCUGCCCCAGAGUUCUUAGUAUUCGGUGUAUUAUAUGUAACUGAAGGAGGCUUACACAUACUCAUUUUUUUGGAUUACAUAUGGUAGUCAAUCUGAAAUUCUGGCCAUAUUUUGAUGCUGAGUGGGCAUAUCAGGGGAUGGGAUGAACUUGCAAGAACUCAGUUGUUUCUUUGGGCUCCCAGAAUGCCCAGGGCAAUAUGGGUAGGUCCUGACAAGUCAGACUUACUGUGGGAAUGUCACCUCCCCAAAAUGUCCCAGGAAGGUUUCUGCUUAGAGAAACUUAGAUAGAUCCUACUGACACUGCACCUCGGGAAUCCAUUCAUUCAUUCACCAAAUUUUUAUUGAGCUGUUACUAUGACUCAGACUGUGUAUUCAUGCUUUCAGUUCUUUACACCAAAGUGUGAGCAAGAGGGAAACACAGUAUAAGGACACUUGGGAAUCUUGACCCUCUCUAACCUAUGUGGCAUAAGAAAACCCAAAACUACAUUUGAUGCUCUGAAAAUGUUUCUCCAGGGUUUUCUACCUUUGACACCAACAUAGUUACUAACACAGAGAGAUCUGCCCUGUGUUAUCCUGGUUAUGAGAUGAAAAAUGAGUGUAAAAGUGAUUGUCAUAAGAGCUUCCUGCUUCUUUCUUUUCCCAUGCUGUCAGCAGCCAGCACAGCUUUAUUAGCAUUUAGUAUUUAGCAUUGAGCUGAGAGAAUGAUUGAGCAUUGUUUUUAAUCUCAAGGCUAUGAAGGCUUUUCUUAGUUUUCUUGCUUUUACAAUAUUGCAUUUAUGACAUUUGAAUACUCAUUGGUGUUGUAUGUGAAUAGUUUUGGGGGGCCUGAGAGAUAAUUCCUAGACUGAACUAUUCAAACUGUUCAACUAUUAAAAUUAAUGAAUUCUCCUAG
Molecule: messenger RNA, 4281 nt
Organism: Manis javanica (Malayan pangolin)
Lineage: Eukaryota; Metazoa; Chordata; Mammalia; Pholidota; Manidae
Gene: CYBB
Product: cytochrome b-245 beta chain
Biological process (GO): defense response; superoxide anion generation
Cellular component (GO): NADPH oxidase complex; plasma membrane
Molecular function (GO): superoxide-generating NAD(P)H oxidase activity
Source: RefSeq, a predicted model, not a curated record